Penicillium brasilianum is the source of this 3702-nucleotide messenger RNA. The record is from the annotation of a GenBank genome assembly. Lineage: Eukaryota; Fungi; Ascomycota; Eurotiomycetes; Eurotiales; Aspergillaceae.
CGAGAUUAUGAUUUUUCUUUUCUCGUUUUUGGUUCUUUUGGUCUUCUUGAUGCUGAAUACAUAUUCCGUUUUAUUCUCCUCCAUUUUCCUUAUUUUUCCAGUCCGUUCUAUCGACCGAUCUCACGGACAACUCGCUCAUCGUUUAAUUCAGCAAAUCUCCAUUGAAAUAUAACGGGCAUGGGUCUCAACGCAGCUAAAUAAUCGAUCAUGACCCUGGACUCUCCACUUGCCUUCACCACGCAUCGACCCCUUCUAUCGUGCCCCCAAACCCCAGUCGCAACCUACCCCUCCACGCCAUUCUGUCCAUCCUAGUCCACUAUUUCACAGCCUCCGGUUGUGUCGCGCAGCUCGUUCCAGGCUCCCUCUCGGGAUCCUCAUCCUUUUCACUUCGACCUUAUCCGAUUGUUAUUUGUUUAUACUUUCUUAUCCCUGGACCGACAGGAUCGACUGGACCGAGUCCUAGACCCAUAUCCCCUUUCACCGUUUCUCGACCCUACCGGUACCUUAUUUCUAUCCAACCGUACCGGUCUGCGCCUGCUAAACUUCGGGUCUUCCGACGUCUCUCUUCUAUCCACGCCUCGGACUGCGCCAAAUUUCGGACCUUAAAUCCUAGUUCUUUUCUAUUUUUCUUGUCCUUCUUCCCCCCCCCCCCCCUGAUUCUUGUCCUUGUCCUCCCAUCCUUUUAUUCUGCAUCAAAGCUGGAGAUUCUAUCCCAGACCACGACGGAGGCCUUUCCUGUGACCGGCAUGGUACAGACUGACCUUGGUCCUCUUGCGGUGUCAAAAUACAAGGAAGAGCCAGUUGAUGAUUCAUUUCGACACGGUAGUUCGGCGCGUCCGAGCCCACACCAUUUGCAAACUCUCCAGCAGCCGCGAUUAGGUCUUGCGCCUCUUGGAAAACAAAGCCCUAUCUCCCCAGCCCAUUCUACGACCUCCAUUCAAUCCUCGACUUACUCUUCACAUCAUCCACUGGGAAACGGCGUGAUACAGUCUCAUAGCCCGUACGGAGCACCGCCGCAAGAGUCACCCUACUAUACUACCCAUCCGACGUCAUAUACAACCGCCCAAGCUUCAAACCCAUAUCCUUCAAGUGGAUCACCAGACCUCAUGGCAACCACCGCUCAAAUGCAGAGACCUUCUUACCCACCAAUCUACCACACACCUCAAUCAAACUCGCCAGCAUCCGUCGCUUCGCAGCCGCAUGAUCAGCAUGGUCGCAACAUGUACACGCACUCCCCCCAAAUGCCGCCCCAGAUGUACGGCUAUCACCCAUAUUCGCCGAUGAAUCCGGUGCAACCGUCGCCUUAUGCAGCGCAUCCUUCCCCUCAAUCUCACACCCUCACCUCGCAAUCCAUGAUGAUGCCCCCUCAGACGACGACGGCACAGAUGUCGCCGCAUCAGCCAUCACACGCCUCCAAUUCCGCGCUAUCCAGCAGCCCCGUCAUGAAAAUGGACCCGACCACCCAGUCCGCAUCAGCCCAACGACCCAUGCUGAAUCAACCCCUCCCAUCACCCUCCAACACCGGUCUCCAGGCAGCCGGCGUGCAUCAAACGUCUCCGCUGGGAACGAGUUCGAGCGCUGCCCCAGGCCCUAUCCCGGCCACCACGCCACUGGUGGUGCGACAGGAUAGCAACGGUGUGCAAUGGAUUGCAUUCGAAUACUCGCGAGACCGCGUCAAGAUGGAGUACACGAUCCGCUGCGACGUCGAGUCCGUCAACGUGGACAAUCUCAGCCAAGAUUUCAAAACGGAGAACUGCGUCUACCCCCGCGCCUGCUGCAACAAAGACCAAUACCGUGGUAACCGGCUUGUCUACGAGACCGAGUGCAACACCGUUGGCUGGGCCCUCGCCGAACUGAACCCGUCCCUUCGCGGUAAACGCGGACUCAUUCAGCGCGCCGUCGAUAGCUGGCGAAACAGCAACCAGGACCCGCGUCUGCGCAGUCGACGUGUCCGCCGCCAGGCCAAGGUCAACUAUCGCAAACAGUCGAUGGCUCCGCCAACGCCGCAUAUGACGGCUACCGGUCCCGUGGGGCCCAGUUUGCCUAGUACCUCGACGAUGGCUGGGCCUCAGGGUCCGCGGCAUAGUAUAUCUCAUCCGGGGCCUAUGUCGAUGGGCCCGCCGCAGUUGCAUCACCAUCACGCUCAACCGGAUGGUAGCCCUAAGAUCGAGGAAGUUAGCGGCGCCGCAGACUACAUCAACCCACCUCAGCGUCCCAUUGACUCGACCCGUCUACCACCCGCACCAUUCGCCAGUGACAUUCGAUCCGCCCAAGUCUUCCACGAUGCCACCACGAUUCCUACGUCCGCCAGCAUCGGUCCAUCCAUGCCACCCCGGCUCCGCGACAGCAGUCUCGGCGCACUCGGUCGCCACCAUACCAUCGCAACUUCAUCCAGCCAGAUGGACAGCACGAGCGCGGAGGUCGAAGAAGUCGACGUUAGCCCCAGCAACGAAGACCUCUUCGGCCAACUCCCCGACGGCAAACGGCGCACCUUUAUCCUAGUCGAGGAUCCGCAGCGCGGAGCCCGCGUCCGCGUCAAGGUCCAGCUGGAUAAAGUCAACAUGGACGAGAUCCCGGAUUCGUAUCGCAUGUCCAACGCCGUCUACCCGCGGACCUACUUCCCCGUGCAGAUGAAAGAUGCGUCCGGCACGAGCGUCCCGAACAAGCGAUUUUUCCAUGACGGGACCGAGCACACGGAUGAUUCCGAUGCCACGGUCGGCCGAACGAGUGUUUUGGCACCCUCCCUCGAUGGAGAGCGUGAGAUCGACGUACCGCAGCUUUCGCGUCGUAGACACCACAAAGAAGUCCUGUUGAACGACCUCGGAUACCGACUCAGCUGGAGCCAGAGCCGCGUGUUUGCCGGGCGAACGCUAUUUUUGCAGCGAUCACUGGACGCUUACCGAAAUAAAAUGCGUAGCAGUAUGCUGGCUGCGGGCCAGGAUGCGACCGAGAUUCCGGAGCAUUUUGAUACUCGACGGGGCAAGAGGAGGUUUUUGGAACGUGGGGAACGGAGGUUAGAGAUGGAGACGGGGCCGAGUGCGUCGCAGAGGAGUGCGGAGGAGGUGGAGGCUUGAUGACUGAGGAUUGAGGAUUGAUGAUUUGAUGAACGAGUCUAUCUAAGGUAUACGGAGUUUAUAUACUUGGGUUCGGGAUGAUGUCUAUUCUGGUAUCUGGAUGAGUGAUGCCGGUUUGACCAUGAUCAUGAUGAUGAGAGAUGAUAUUCUGAACUUAUGACGAGAUGACUGUUUACGUGAGUGAUUACUCUCUAUGGGUUGACGGUCGUUAAAUAUUUGUUUCUUGUUGAUGGUUUCGUCCUUGUUCUUUAUGCACUGGUCACCGAUCUGGGGCCCACGUUUGUUUGUUUUCGGCCAUGUAUGGAGAAGGGAUCGACAAACCGACCCCAAAAACAAGAAAGGACGGACGAGCGGGAAUGAAUUCAUGACGGCGCAGGGAUUGGCUUUGUAUGAUGGAUUUAUUUGGAUUGAUUCGGGCUUACGAGCCCCGAGUGUGAUGCACUUAUCGUUGCUUCUCUCAUGAGGUUCUUCCAAUACAUACGGUUAUUGCCAUGAGCUUGGACUCGGAGCUUUGACCACGGAUUCAAUAUUUGGGAUCAGCCAAGUGAAAGGAUCGGAUGCUUAGGCAUCGCGUAGUUCUGAUGAUUCAGAUGAUUCAGAUGUCUUGUGCAAAGACUAUGCUGAGACC